UAUCACGUUUAACCACCACAUAAGUUUCAUCAAAUUCUUCGUCACUUUUAUAAUCUGAAAUGACAAAAAGGUCCCAUUAGUUUAUCAAGGCUCUCAUUUUCUUCCAAAUCGAAUUCAACUUUGGCAGGAUUUUUAUGAUCUAGCGCUAACUUUAUCUUCAAAUAAAAAAUGAGAAAGAAACAAAAAGGUAGAAGAAACUCUCCUUUCACAACCUUCAAAUAUGAAGAGAAAUAAACAAAAAGGUAGAAGAAACACUCCUUUCACAACCUUGUUCUGCAACAAUGCACUCUGGAAAAGGUUUACUGAAUGCAUUACUUCAGUUUCUUCUUCUCCAGUUGUGCAAUUCUUCUACCACGAACAUCACUUUUGACCAAUCAAUCAGACACGGUGACUUGUUGCUCUCCCACGACGAGACCUUUGUGCUUGGAUUCUUCAGCCCUGGCACAUCCAGAAAACGCUGUGUUGGAAUUUGGUACAAUUUCUCAGAAGACAUGGCUGUGUGGGUAGCUAACAGAGACGAUCCUGUCAAUGAUACCUUAGGAAUUCUCACAAUUAGUACUGAUGGAAAUCUCGUUCUAUUGCAUAGUAAUAGGCAAGGCCUCCCGCUGUGGUCAUCAAAUGUUUCUGUCUCACCAACAAGUACCACUAAUACCAUGGCGCAACUCCUGGAUACAGGAAAUCUAGUUUUGGUUAAUCAAGACACCAACCACAACAGUGUCUUAUGGCAGAGCUUUGAUCAUCCCACACAUGUUCUUCUUCCAAAUAUGAAAAUUGGGAUGGACCAUGGUAAGAACCUGUAUCUCACAUCGUGGAACUCAAACAAUGACCCUGGAACGGGGAAUUGCUCAUUUACGACAGAACCAUAUGGAUCCCCUCAGAUAAUAUUGUACAACAAUCAUGCUAAGUGGUGGCGGUUAAGUGAACCCGAUGCGGUUUUUGUGAGUGAGUCACCUAAGAUAAGCAGGCGAAGCAGCAGUGAUACAUUUGACAUAAUUCUUGUGAAGAAUGAAGAUGAGAUUACGACGCCAUGGGCUGUUCUUGACCAUUCGGUUUUCUCAAUAAUAGUGAUAUCUGAGUCUGAUACAUCCGCAUCAGUUAAACAGCUAGCAUGGCAGGGGAAGCAGCAGGGGUGGGUUGUCGUUUGGUCAGCACCAACGGAUGUCUGUGACAAGUAUGGUACAUGUGGUCCAUUUGGAGUUUGCAAUACACACACGGCUAAAACUGGAUGAAAUGUGCAUGCUUUCCUGGAUACGAACCCAACUUCCCACAGGAUUGGAAAUUAAGAGAAGGGUCAGGUGGGUGCAAGAGGCAACAGGGGGCUCCAUCCAUGUGUAGGAACGGUGAGGGGUUUGUAAGGAUGGACAAUGUGAAUGUUCCAGAUACUUCCACAGUCGAAUUGGACAAGAAUAUGAGUAUGGAAGCAUGUGAGCAGAAGUGUUUGAGUAACUGCUCUUGCCUGGCAUAUGCCAGUGCAGAUAUCAGGAAUGGAAGAAGUGGAUGUAUGACCUGGUAUGGAGAUUUAAUGGAUACUAAGCAGUAUAUUGAAUGACAAGGACAAGACUUUUUACAUACGUGCUGAUGCAAUAGUGGCAGGUACUUUAUUCUGUAAGAAUUUCUUCAUCUAUCAUUCCAUAUGUUUUAUUUAUCGUGCAUUGACAAUAUCCAAGUAUAUUUUCCCUGUUUUCCCACUCUUUAGCAAGAUAUGCAAAGAAGUCAAAGAGGUUCCUUGCCAAAAAGGGGAUGUUGUUGAUUUUGGUAUUGCCAACUAUUGCAAUGAUAUUCAUUAUAUUUUCUGCACGUUGGUGUUCAAGGAGGAAGACAAAAAGUAAGCAAAACUUCUUGAUCAAGAUAUAUAUUUUAUUUCAGAUCAUAAUAAUUAUUGACUUCUUUGAUAAUCUAUGAAGCAUAGUGUGUAAAAGGGAAGCCAAAAAUGGUUACUGGCACAAAACAUGCUACUUCAAUCUAUGUUUUAAAGGAUCUCUGAGGCAAAUGAAGCAUGAUGACAGUAAAAUUCCACUGACCUCGCAUGAUGGGGAAAUGAACCAAGACCUGGCAUUUUUUGACGUAAACAGCAUAGUUGUUGCCACAGACAACUUUUCCAUUGCUAACAAGCUCGGCGAAGGUGGUUUUGGCUCAGUC
Rosa chinensis is the source of this 2139-nucleotide messenger RNA. Its product is annotated as G-type lectin S-receptor-like serine/threonine-protein kinase At1g11410. The transcript has a single exon. The record is from RefSeq and is a predicted model, not a curated record. NCBI's taxonomy places the organism in Eukaryota, Viridiplantae, Streptophyta, Magnoliopsida, Rosales, Rosaceae. Gene Ontology annotation, biological process: recognition of pollen. Bases 282 to 1229 code for a protein of 315 amino acids.